CACUGGAGGCGCCAGGGUCAAUUUCCGUAAUUUUGCAACUCCAGAAUUAGUAAUUUUUUAUUCGCUUGCUGAUGUAUCAACCACCAUGUCGCGUCGGAAGCAGGCGAAGCCGCAGCACAUCAGGUCGGACCAGGAUCUAACCUCCGCCGCCGCCGAAAACGGAGCUGCAGGAGAAGGGCACAAGGAACGAGUCACUAAGAAUGGGGAUGCUCACGUCUGUGGUCGGUGUUGUGCGGAGUUCUUUGAACUGCCCGAUUUCCUUCAUCACAAAAAGAAUUGCACUAAGAAACAACUGGUUCUGAUUGUAAAUGAAAACUCAACAGCUCCGUCAGAAACGUCCGCUCCGAGAUCUCCUCCCGAUAAUCCCGUUGAACAAACAAAUGACAAGAUUGAUAACGCGAGUCAAGUAGACUGCAAUGCAUUAGAGCAUAAAAAACUUGACCAAGAAGAAUCCAUGGAGGUGGACACUUCCAGCAUCACUAACAACUGUAACGUUAGCAGUUCCAAUGGUAAUAACAAUAGUAAUACAAGCAGUAAUUAUCCUACAAUGGGUACCGUGGCUGUCACAAUACCUCUACCUCAUAUAGGUGAUCUAACAGCUCUGGGAAAUUUCUCAAUGCUAAACAGUAAUGUGAUCAUUGAAAAUCUUCAAAGUACGAAAGUGGCAGUAGCCCAGUUCUCCCAGGAAACCAGAUCUAACGGUGGAUCAAACAGUAAAGUUGCUGUUCCAGCUCUCAUGGAACAACUACUGGCUUUGCAACAACAGCAGAUACACCAGUUGCAGCUUAUUGAACAAAUCCGUCACCAGAUAAUCUUAUUGGCUUCCCAAAAUGCAGAAAGUCCACCAACGGUCAACUCUUCCCAAGGUACUUUAGGAACUGGUGUUAACCCCUUAACCACACUUAGUUCACAUCUAUCUCAGCAGCUUGCUGCAGCAGCUGGGCUAGCACAGAGCCUUGCCAGCCAAUCUGCCAACAUUAGUGGUGGGAAGCAACUCCAUCUACCUCAGAGCAGCCCUGGAAGCACCACAGCUCAGCCUGGCAGUACUUCUCCUCCAAAAUUAAAUACAUCUUCGCUGUCCAGUACCAUCCAGCCCUCUGAAAAUAUGUCUGCAAAUACCAUCAAUGGGUCUCAGUUAAUCGGUCCUUCAGUAACAACAGCAUCCAUACCAGCUCUUGGAAUUAGCAGUUUACUAAGUCCUGCAUCCAGUUUGUCCAGCUCACUGCUACCUCAGUCCUCCACCUCCACUUCUGUAUUUUCCAACCCUCUGUCGAACAUUGAAACAACUUCAGGAAACCUUGGCCCUCUGACUGCCCUGGCGAAUCAACGGAAAGGCAAGCCACCGAACGUGGUAGUGUUUGAAACUAAAAGCAGCUCUGACGAGGCUUUCUUUAAACACAAGUGCAGGUUCUGUGCUAAAGUGUUUGGAAGUGACAGUGCCUUGCAGAUCCAUUUGCGUUCUCACACUGGAGAGAGACCUUACAAAUGUAACAUAUGUGGUAACCGAUUCUCUACAAAAGGAAAUUUGAAAGUUCACUUUCAGAGGCAUAAAGAGAAGUACCCCCACAUUCAGAUGAACCCCUAUCCAGUCCCAGAACAUUUGGACAAUGUUCCAACAAGUACAGGUAUUCCCUAUGGAAUGUCUAUACCACCUGAAAAACCUGUAAUGAGUUGGCUGGAUAGUAAGCCUGUAUUGCCUACAUUGACCACAUCCGUUGGCCUGCCACUCCCAUCGACUAUAUCAGGUUUGUCUACUCUUAUCAAAUCAGAGGAGAGUCAGUCUAUCUCAGUUAACCCGUUUUCCGGCAGCCCUCCUGGCUCAGUUAAGAGUGACUUGGGAGCAACAGAGCAUUCCGUAAAAAAUGAUCUUCUAGAUGAAGUGGAAGAAAGUGCUUCACCUACCUCAAAUGGUAAAGUAGAUGAAAACACACAAUCAAUUAAUUCUGUCACCAGCUUGGCUGUCCCUGUCAGCUCGAGUGCAUCUGAUUCAGGCCUAAGUAGUACUUCUGCUUUUACAAGCCCUCUUAUACCACUCAUGUCAGACCCAUUUAAGUCAAAGUUUCCAUUCGGAGGUCUCUUGGAUUCCUUGCAGGCUUCAGAAACUUCCAAACUGCAACAGCUAGUAGAAAAUAUUGACAAGAAGAUGACUGAUCCCAACCAAUGUGUCAUUUGCCAUCGAGUUCUUAGUUGCCAUAGUGCACUGAAGAUGCAUUACCGAACACAUACCGGCGAGAGGCCCUUCAAAUGUAAAGUCUGUGGCCGUGCGUUCACCACUAAGGGAAACCUGAAGACCCAUUAUGGUGUUCAUCGUGCCAUGCCACCACUGAGAGUUCAACAUUCUUGCCCAAUUUGCCAGAAGAAAUUCACAAAUGCUGUUGUGCUGCAACAGCACAUACGAAUGCAUAUGGGAGGCCAGAUUCCCAAUAAUCCGAUUGUUGACAACUACCCUGAAUCUAUGGAAUCUGACACGGCUUCAUUUGAAGACAAAAAUAUCGACGAUAUAGAUGACUAUUCAGAUGAGAACAUGGAAGACUGUCCUGACAGUAGUGUACCGGAUACACCAAAAUCUGCAGAGGUGUGUCGAGGCAUUCUGUGCCCUUCACCAUUGCCACUGGAAAUGUCCAGCAUUGCAGCUCUUGAGAAUCAAAUGAAAAUGAUAAACACUGGACUUGUUGAGCAGCUUCAAGCAAGCCUCAAGUCAGGUGAGAAUGGAUCAGCCGACGGAGACCAUAUGACUAAUGACUCUUUUUCAUUGGUAGGGGAUAUGGAGAGCCAGAGUGCUGGAAGUCCUGCUAUUUCAGAAUCUACCUCUUCCAUGCAGGCCCCUUCCCCAACCAACAGCAUCGCAGAUAGUCGUAGGUCAAAGUCGCCAGGCUGCGAAGAGAGACAGCAUGGAACUUUACUGUCUGAUUUAUCCAUCUCAGUGUCUCCAGCCCAUGCCAAUGGUGGUGCCUUGGACUUGACUUCUAGUAACACUGAACGAAUAAUUAAGGAAGAAACUUUAAGCAUGCUGUUUCCCAGUCGAGAGCGGGGUAAGUUGAGAAACACAUCUUGCGAUAUCUGUGGCAAAACAUUUGCUUGUCAGAGUGCCUUGGACAUACAUUACAGAAGCCAUACCAAAGAGCGUCCAUAUAUUUGCACAGUAUGCAGUCGUGGCUUUUCCACUAAGGGUAAUUUGAAGCAGCACAUGUUGACACAUCAAAUGCGGGACCUUCCAUCUCAGCUGUUUGAACCCACCAACUCUAAUAUAGGUCCUAAUCAGAGCUCUUCAAUUGUGGCUGCCAACACUUUGACAUCCCUAAUCAAAACUGAGGUCAAUGGUUUCAUGCAUGGCUGUUCUCAGGACAGUAAGGAUCCACCUGCUAGCCUUAUUUCAUCAGGGCCUCUUCCUCUGUCUGUAUCUGCUGUCUCGCCUGUCCUGCCAGCCCCACAAAGAAGAACUCCGAAACAGCACUACUGCACAGCAUGCGGGAAAGCUUUCUCCUCCUCCAGCGCUCUGCAGAUACAUGAGAGAACGCAUACUGGAGAAAAACCAUUUGCUUGUACUAUUUGCGGAAGAGCUUUUACCACCAAAGGCAACCUAAAGGUUCAUAUGGGGACCCACAUGUGGAACAGUGCUCCUGCAAGGCGAGGGAGGCGUCUUUCGGUGGAUGGGCCCAUGGCAUUCCUCGGAGGGAAUCCUGUUAAAAUCGCAGAAAUGUUUCAGAAGGAUUUGGCUGUUAGGGCUCGUGAUGGAGACCCUUCGUUUUGGAACCAGUAUGCAGCUGCACUAACGAAUGGCUUAGCAAUGAAGACCAAUGAGAUUUCAGUGAUUCAGAACGGUGGGCUUCCUCCAAACAUCGCCAGCCUCGGCAACGGAGGCAGUUCACCCAUCAGUGGUUUAACGGGAAGCAUGGAAAAGCUUAACAGUACUGAACCUAAUGCGCCUCUAGCUGGUCUGGAGAAAAUGCAAACCACUGAAAACGGAACACACCACAGAUUUACCUGUUUUGUGGAAGACGACAAAGAAAUUAUAUCAAACUAAAGCGACAGCGAACAUUCCCAACAAUGGAAGCAAUCUGGAGGCGUCUUUCAAGGCCAAUGGACCACAGUGUUGUGAGAACACAUUUUGUACAAUGCCUAACUUUUAGUGUUGUAUGAAAAACUUAUUUAUUAGUGAUAACCUUGCUUUGCAAACCAAUUGCAAGUGUAAACUACUGGUCUCCAGCAUCUUGACCAAUAUACUAAUGGACUAGAGUGCUUUAAAUAUGUUGUAAGGUUUCCAGCAUUUGCAGAUCUGUUAGGUGAUUUUUGGCCCUGGCAUUAACUUAUUUUAUGAUUUGUGAGUAAACUAGUUUUAACAUGAUUGGUGUUGAUGCAAUGCCUCAGAAACCAUUUGAUCCCUAAGAAAGUUCUGUAUAUAAUGUAAAGUUUUGGUAAUCUGCUGGGGGUAUUCACCAGCAGUCAUUUGUUCAGUCAUACCUUCCAUUAACGAGGAAAAACUGUAAAUUGCAGAAUUGGAAUUGAAUGUUGAUCCCAUUGUUCUGUGGACAGUUUACCUUUUACUGUUUUUAACACCAUGUGAGAUUGCAAAAAGCUUUUUUUGUAGGUUUAACAUUUCUUUUUGUUUCUAAAUGGUUCUUUGUAUUGUGCUUUUUACUUACGUCAUCCAGAGAUAUUGAUGAGUUGAGUAAAAAAAAUGAGCACGAUGGUCAUAGAGGGAAACGCCUGUUAUUGUACCUUAAAAUAAAAUAAAAAAAGAUUUCUGCCCCAUAGGUAUAUUUAGUAUAGAAGAAAAAAAUGUGCUGGACUUUCACAUUGCUGCUACAUAAAUGCAUCUUUUGAACAACUUUGAAGGGAGUAAUAUGAAGCUAUGUAGAUUGUCUUGUGUAUGUGUGUGUUUAUAUAUAUAUAUACAUUAUAUAUAUAUAUUUAUACAUCUCAUAAUGACAUCUGUUUAGGGAAAUCAUUAAUGUAUAUACUGUACCGGUACGUUGCUUAAGACGAGGCUUCAUCUUCACCUACAGACAAGAGAUAGUGUUUUAUUGUGUAAUAAUUUUGUAUUAGGUAUGGAAAAAAAACCUUGUGACUGAUAUAUGCACUUUCUUGGAAAGCUGGAAGAAACAAUCCAGUUUCACUAAAAUUUAAUACCUACUAACAGCUGAGGUACUGUAAUUCUUACUCAUUUAAUCAAAUACAUGAGUUUUGCAACAGC
Messenger RNA from Callorhinchus milii (elephant shark), 5194 nucleotides. It is a transcript of the gene sall1a, whose product is annotated as spalt-like transcription factor 1a. Gene Ontology annotation, biological process: regulation of transcription by RNA polymerase II. Lineage: Eukaryota; Metazoa; Chordata; Chondrichthyes; Chimaeriformes; Callorhinchidae. Gene Ontology annotation, cellular component: nucleus. The record is from RefSeq and is a predicted model, not a curated record. The transcript is spliced from 3 exons. Gene Ontology annotation, molecular function: RNA polymerase II cis-regulatory region sequence-specific DNA binding; DNA-binding transcription factor activity, RNA polymerase II-specific. Bases 86 to 4024 code for a protein of 1312 amino acids.